Molecule: messenger RNA, 1282 nt
Organism: Polyodon spathula (Mississippi paddlefish)
Lineage: Eukaryota; Metazoa; Chordata; Actinopteri; Acipenseriformes; Polyodontidae
Product: 39S ribosomal protein L17, mitochondrial-like
Exons: 3
Coding region: 475-975 (166 amino acids)
Biological process (GO): translation
Cellular component (GO): ribosome; mitochondrial large ribosomal subunit
Molecular function (GO): structural constituent of ribosome
Source: RefSeq, a predicted model, not a curated record
AGAACAUUAAUAAAUACACGUGCAGUCCCCAGAAUGACCACAAGGUGUCGCGCUUGGGCUGCAAUGUUGCUCUUGCCAGCGGGCGGAUGAAACGCGGUUUAUUUUUAGGAGAAUAUCAAAAAAUGCACAGCGUGUUCAAAGUUGGGUUUCUUUUUCCCUCGUAACAAACGCGUGUGCCCUUCCUCUCGUGUACAGUCAGGUUUCCGGAGAGUUUCUUUAUAAUAAUUAAUUACACUGACGCGCUUCUAACAGCGGCAGCGGAACGCAUUUCCCCUCAACAGCAUUUGGUUUCCCAACGGACGCAAUUGAAAGCGGUGCACAGCGUGUUUCUCGUUGGUUUGCAGACCUGACCUUUGUAGCCCAACCGUGCAAAACAAAUCAACACAACCCAAAAGCCUUCACAGCAUCGCAGCUGUAUCCCAGCUCUCCGAUUUCACUGCGAGCAGUUCCUUCACUCGUCCUGUCCCCGGCGCGAUGCGGCUCACUCUCCCGGCUCUGAUCGCUCAUGGCCGGUAUGGGCGGAGGAUGGGUCUCGGUCCGGAGUCUCGGAUCAAUAUGCUUCGGAACAUUUUAACCGGGCUGGUCAGACACGAACGGAUUGAGACGACGUGGGCCCGAGCCGAUGAAGUUCGGAUAUACGCUGAAAAGCUGAUCGGCUACGCGAAGAAAGGCGACACGGACGAGAAGGCGAUGAAGAUGGCCAGCUUCUGGCUCACAGAGAAGGAUCUUGUGCACAAACUCUUCAAGGUUCUGGUCCCGCGGCUGGGGUCCGAGCAACACGGAUACACGCGGGUCUUCCAGAUUCCGAACCGAGACUCGCUGGACAGGGCGAAGAUGGCCGUGCUGGAGCUGCGGGGCAACCCCUUCCCCCCGCUGGUCACCCGCCAGCCCGACAGCAACGGCACGCUGCUGAACCAGCUGCUCUGCGGCUACCGCCAGGAGGUGACCCGGAGCAGGGCUGCUGGGGGAGACUGACCCCCAGGAGGAGAGCGCUGCACUGCACAGGUUACUGAGGGAGAGAGACUGGACAUAAAUCUAGCAAUAAAUAAGAGAAAUGCUUUGGGGAUGUGUGUGCGUGUGUGUUUUUGGUUCUACAGACAUAAAAUGAACUUGAUCGACACACUGAAGUAGUGGAAGUAAAUAGGAUUAAACUGAAAGAGCCCUCUAGUGGACACUUACCGUAUUGACACUAGAGCUACGGUCAAAAGGUUAGCAUCACUUGGAGUUUUAUAAUUGAGACGCAAUUUUAAAGAAAAUAAUAAUAAAAACGAUAUGAACGUAA